AGCAUUGGUGAGCAGUAUUACAGAGAUGCCAUGGAGCAGUGCCACAAUUACAAUGCACGUUUGUGUGCAGAGCGUAGUGUUCGACUGCCGUUCUUGGAUUCCCAAACUGGGGUGGCUCAGAGCAACUGUUAUAUAUGGAUGGAGAAAAGGCACAGAGGUCCAGGUACAGCUCCUGGGCAGCUUUAUACGUAUCCAUCUCGGCGGUGGCGCAAGAGGCGGAGGGCGCACCCUCCUGAGGACCCAAGGCUUACAUUCCCUUCUCUGAAGCCAGACUCAGAGCAGAUUCUGAAGAAAGAAGGGCUCAUUCCACAAGAUGGUAGCAGCCUAGAAGCCCUCCUGCGAGCAGAACCCAUUGAGAAGAGAAUUGUCCCUGACGCUCGAGAUGAUGACAGUCUUUCAGAGUUCCCAUCUGUUGCUGGCCGAGCACGGAAGCGAAUUCUGGAGCCUGAUGAUUUUUUGGAUGACCUGGAUGAUGAAGAUUAUGAAGAAGAUACUCCAAAAAGACGUGGGAAGGGUAAAGCCAAAGGAAAAGGUUUAGGUGGUGCCAGGAAGAAGUUGGAUGCAGCUGCAUUGGAUGACAGAGACAAGCCAUACGCCUGUGACAUUUCUCUUUUACUUCUUCUUUUUUUUUUUUUUUCCCCAUCAGUCUGUGGAAAGCGGUACAAGAACCGGCCUGGUUUGAGCUAUCACUAUGCACAUUCUCAUUUGGUUGAUGAAGAGGGUGCAGGAGCAGAGGACAAGGAGGAUUCUCAGCCACCUACCCCUAUUAUGCAUAGACCUGAGGAGCAGAAAUCUAAAAAGGGUCCAGAUGGUCUAGCAUUACCCAACAAUUACUGUGACUUUUGCCUCGGAGAUUCAAAGAUCAACAAGAAGACAAACCAGGCGGAAGAGCUGGUGUCUUGCUCAGACUGCGGUCGCUCUGGACAUCCUUCCUGUUUGCAGUUUACUCCAGUGAUGAUGGCUGCAGUGAAGACUUAUCGUUGGCAGUGCAUUGAGUGUAAAUGCUGCAACAUCUGUGGGACAUCUGAGAAUGAUGAUCAGUUGCUAUUCUGUGAUGAUUGUGACCGUGGAUACCAUAUGUAUUGCCUCUCUCCACCAAUGGCUGAGCCUCCUGAGGGAAGUUGGAGUUGUCAUUUGUGUCUCGAUCUGCUAAAAGACAAGGCUUCAAUUUACCAGAAUCAAAACUCCUGACAGAUCCAUAAAAACAAUCAAUACAAGGCGCAGGCUGCAGAGAAGACCCCAUGGAAUUGAUUACUGAACACCUUAUGGGGGAGGGUUUUUUUUUUCCCUUAAUUCUAUAACCAGUAUGCUAUGAGUGUGAACAUACACACAUUCGUAUGAACAAUGUGUUAUUUGGCAGUUCUUAUUCAU
Staurois parvus is the source of this 1371-nucleotide messenger RNA. The record is from the annotation of a GenBank genome assembly. NCBI's taxonomy places the organism in Eukaryota, Metazoa, Chordata, Amphibia, Anura, Ranidae.